AUGAAUUUUGAUCCGUCGGAUUUCAACGUCAUCUGUGCCCUUCUCGGCCUGUUGAUGUCCGUUUAUGGGCUACUGGCAUACCUGAUCCGUGAAAGAUGCUACCUGUCCGAUGCCUUGAUCUCAUUCAUCCUCGGGGUCCUUCUGGGUCCUGUUACAGGCCUCGUGGAUCCCAUGCGUCUGGCACAAAAUGAUGUCGGCAAUAUCGACCGAAUUACCUCCGCAUUUAGUCGGCUGGUGCUUGGAGUACAACUGGUGAUUGUAGGCAUACAACUACCCAAGCGCUACCUGAUCUACGAAUGGCGUUCACUCGCAGUUCUCCUGCUCCCAGGCUUAACUUGCAUGUGGAUGAUCAGUAGUAUUCUGGUGUGGCUAGUACUACCCCCGGUGCCCUUUCUCCAUGCACUUGCCAUCGGCGCGUGCAUCUCUCCUACAGACCCGGUGCUAUCAAGCGCUAUUGUUAAGGGGGCAUUUGCGGACAAAUACGUGCCGCUUGACCUUCGGCGCCUCAUCAUCGCUGAAUCAGGGGCCAACGACGGACUGGGAUAUCCGUUUCUCUUUCUCCCGUUAUUGAUACUACGGUAUUCCAACUCGGAGACCACUGCGUCCGGGCUCUGGCAGGUAUUAUCACACUGGUUUGGAGAGACGUGGUUCUAUGUGAUUCUGCUCAGUGUCGUGUAUGGCGCAGUGCUUGGAUGGUGUGCCCAAUCGAUGCUUCAUUUCACAGCCAUGAGAGAAUAUCUGGAUAGAGAGACCUUUACCAUAUUUUCGAUUUCUCUAUCCUUGCUUGUCCUCGGAACCGCCGGUAUGGCCAACAGUGAUGAUAUCCUGGCUUGCUUCAUCACAGGGAAUAGCUUUACUAUGAAUCCCUCUGCCUCGGCUGAUCUUGUUGGCGAUAUUGAUACUGGCCCUGCGGCGGCUGCCGGUCAUCCUGUCUCUUCGUCCAUGGGGGGGAGAAGCCAUGGCGGGUCUUGCUGCGUCCAUGCGGGUGGUCGUGUGGUUUCUGAUCAUGACCAGUGUUCUGGUGCAUGGAUUAUCUAUACCGUUGGCGAUGCUGGGUCGCUCGUUGUUCGACUUAUUCCGACCACCUAA
Messenger RNA from Aspergillus terreus NIH2624, 1089 nucleotides. RefSeq lists its product as uncharacterized. Lineage: Eukaryota; Fungi; Ascomycota; Eurotiomycetes; Eurotiales; Aspergillaceae. Gene Ontology annotation, biological process: proton export across plasma membrane; regulation of membrane potential; sodium ion export across plasma membrane. The transcript is spliced from 7 exons. Bases 1 to 1089 code for a protein of 362 amino acids. Gene Ontology annotation, cellular component: plasma membrane. The record is from RefSeq and is a predicted model, not a curated record. Gene Ontology annotation, molecular function: sodium:proton antiporter activity.